CGUCGUCCAGGAGUAUAACGAUCGGGUAACAUGAACGGCUGUGGUGACUAGCUAUAGGGAGCUCAGCCUGUGCUCCGGGUUGGCAGAACUCUCUGGUCCAGCAAUGUCUGCAUCUUCUAGAGGUCCGUCCAGAAACACAGGUCAGAGAAGCAAAACCACGUCGCCACCGCUAGCUUCUUCUUCCGCAAACUCAGCCAGUGGAGUCCGAGCAAGACCAAGCGAUAAGCUGAACCCCAAAACUAUAGAUCCGUUUGCUGAGCCCCAGAGAUCUCCCUCUGCAUUUGCUGCCAUAUACUCUAAAGGAGGAAUUCCAUGCCGGCUGGUCCAUGGCUCUGUGAAACACAAGCUGCAGUGGGAGCGUCCUCCACAAACAAUACCUUUUGACCCUCUACUCAUCAACUUAGCCGAGGGUCUUAGAGAGACGAGACAUCCUUACACAUUCGUUUCACAAGAGGGAUUUAAGGAGUUAUUGAUGGUUCCCGGGGCUGCAGAAAAAGCCUUGCCCUUAUUACCCAAUCUGGCAGCUGCAUUGAAGGGUGCCCUUGUCCAUUCAGAUGGUGGCGUGUUUGAACGAGGUUUGAAUGGCUUGGUACAGCUAAGUGCUCUUGUUGGACCGGCAUUAAACGUUCAUCUGAAGAAUCUGCUCACCAGUCUCUCUAAAAGACUAAUGGACAAAAAGUAUAAAGAUUCGGUCACAAGUGCUUUACAGCAAUUGGAGCAUUGUGGUGGGAAGGAAAGCCUAACGAUAAUCAAAUCAAAAAUUCCAACGUACUGCUCCAUAUACAGCUGAACAUGCAUGGAAACACUUGUGAGCAUCGACUUUACAUUUUAAGAAAUGAAAGAAUACACUGGCCUUUCCUAUGGAGAUAUGAACAUGGGCCCCAAAACCUAACCGAAGGUGGCCAAGUUCCCCUGUGUGCAAUAUUUGUUUUCUGUGUGGACUGAUGUGUCUGAAAAUAUAUACUGAAAUAUUACUAUAAAAAAGAACUGGUGAAGUGGCUUCUUUUCUGUGGGUGUGAUCUGGAAUGCCGGGUGCACUGACAAUUUAUAGGGAUUAGUAUUUCUCUACUUGCAGUAUCAUUUAAUAGCGUCAUUUGUCAUAUGCAGCUUCAUCACACACUUGCAGAUUCCAUCUGACCUGGA
This is a messenger RNA of Nanorana parkeri, 1143 nucleotides long. It is a transcript of the gene PACRGL, whose product is annotated as PARK2 coregulated like. The coding region runs from base 104 to 790 and encodes 228 amino acids. NCBI's taxonomy places the organism in Eukaryota, Metazoa, Chordata, Amphibia, Anura, Dicroglossidae. The record is from RefSeq and is a predicted model, not a curated record. The transcript is spliced from 8 exons.